AUGUCAGGAGCGACCCUCAGCCGGGCGGAGGCUGCCUGGGAAGCCCUUAACAAGCACAGAGGAACGCCCAAGAGCAACAUUGAGCAAGUAGUGCGCCAGCUCGUCGACACCCAAUGGAGCGCACUCACAAUCCCUGCAAAGCGGCAUCCAGAGGGGAUCAUAGAGCAAUACAUUCUAAAGAAGGCUUCAGGCAAUGCAGGGACCACUUUGAUUGAUGAACAGAUCAGCAAGUCAACACCAGUGGUUGGGUUUGACAGUGCCGAGACUCUUGAAAACCAGCUAAGACAGGAUGGGAAACCUCCGCCAGAGUGCAGCACCUCCAGUUCAGAAGCUACAUCACUUUCUCAGAGGAGCAGAGAGCCUGCCCCAAGUGGUGUCAUGGAAGCAAACCUUGUCCGAGAAGUAAAUGCUCUGACAGACCCGUCCGCCGCCAUCCGGAAGCGGGCGCUGACUCAGCUCCGGAGGCUGAUGCUCGGGGAGGGCAGGACAGAGCUGCGGCUUGGCAAAGAUGAACUGCAGGGAAUUGCGGAAGACCACAUUCUGAAGCCGCUCUUGCGACGCUUUGGGGACUCGUCGUCUGCUUGUAGGGAGCUGGCUCUGGAGCUGACACUAGGGUUACUGGAGGAGGUGCCGGAUGCUGUGCUAAGCCUCCUGCCCUAUGCCAUCCCCGCCCUUGGAGAAAGGCUCGCUCGCUACGACGCCGCUGACUCAGCAAGUGCACCUGAGACCACAUCCCGCAGUCAAAAGACCUCCACUAGCGAAAGCACUGAUUCUUUUGAAAGCAAAGACUCCAAAGAUAGUGGAGCCAUUGCAAAGGCCAGGAAGCGCGGCAGCGGGCCGGUGGAAGAAGUUGAGGAAAACCGCCUUCUGUUAGCAAGGCUCCUCCGCUCGCUUCUCAAACACGCGGGCAAGGCGAUCGGAGCGUACGCCGCUGACGUCGGCGCGAUGCUGACGUCGUCCGUCGCUGACCUCAGCCCGGAGGUGGCUCAGGAGCUGUGCUUGUGUGUUGAGGACUAUGGAAAGCUACUAGGCGUGCGGUUACGCCAGGUGGCAAAGCCAAUGAUUGCAGCUGUGACGCCCCUGCUUGGGGCGAAGCGCCAGAAAGUGAGGUGUGCGGGGUUAAGGGCGAUUAGGAAGUUGGUGGCGUGUGGGGGGGCUGAAGCGAUUCUGGACUUGACGGGGUUCCGGGAUCCGAACCUGAUACCGAUCAAGGCCUUUUAUGAGGCAGACAUCAAGACGAACUGGUUCGCGCUGCUGGCACUGGACCCCACAGUCGCAGUCCGGCGAGAGUUUCUGGCCACUCUGGGGGACUGGCUGCUGAACCUGCCGGAAAGGAUGGAUCACGAGACACGCCUCCUCCCAUACGUCCUGAGUGCGUUUUCGGACGACAACCCGUCCAUCCAGUUGGAAGCGUUCGAGCUGAUGGAAGCGAUCGGGCGGCAGUACGAACGGGAGAAAGCGGACGAACUGAAAGACACGCAGUACUAUCUGCCGGAGGAAGCGGGGGCCGAAGGGCUCCAUUUGUCGCCGCCGUUCACACGGAGGCCAUGUUUGGGCGCCCGCAUUUGCGUCCGCGGCUGCUUCAACCGGCUGGUGCUGCCGCUCGUGGCGGAGCUCAGGGCCUGGACCACGGGGACGAAAGAUCACGCCAUUGAUCUGCUGACGACCAUGCUGACGUACGCGGAGGAAGGCGCGACGCAGCACGUGCAGCCGAUCCUGCUCGCGUUCCUGCAGCUGACGGACGAUUUGUCCAUAGCUGAAAAGGUCCACGACUGCUGCCAAAUUCUCGGCACUUUUGUUCCGCCUUCCGCAUAUCUUCUGGUCCUUCUCCCGCGCAUUCAAGGCGAAGUCGGCGAAGCCGACGCGGCCGCGCGCGCGCGCGCGCUCCACUUGCUCGCGCGCCUGCUCGCCGCCGCGCCUUCGGAUGGGAUCCGUUCCGUUCUCCCGGACGUCACAUCUUGCUUAACGGAACCGGAGCUGCUGAACGCCCGGAGCGGAAGGUUACGAACGGCGGUGGCAAGCGUGACGUCAGCGGUCGUCAGCGCGUGGGAGAGAGACGGCGGAGGAGAAUGGGGGGAGGAACUGAUUCCUAUGUUGUGGAUCCUACUCAAUGUGGCGGCUAGAGAAGACCAUGAUCGGAUGUCUGAGGACCAAGUCCAGGGACUCUCGAACUUGGAACAUCUUGCCCGUGCCGAAGGCUUCCCGACUGCGGCUGGUCUCUUGUCUGCGCACCUCGACAGCAUCCUCGCCCUGCUCUCCCCUGCUGCCACGUGGCACGAGCAGACGCCAGACCUGGCCGUCUUUUCCCUUGUCAAAGACCACGUGGCCGCCAGCGGUGACUCUGAAACCGCCAAAAGGUUAGCCGCCUUUGAGGAAGACGCAAAAUCGUCUCCGGCGUAUGACGCCAUACAGAGCAGGCUGCAACAGCGGUGA
Molecule: messenger RNA, 2433 nt
Organism: Klebsormidium nitens
Lineage: Eukaryota; Viridiplantae; Streptophyta; Klebsormidiophyceae; Klebsormidiales; Klebsormidiaceae
Source: the annotation of a GenBank genome assembly